GUUUUACGUCUUUUUCGUUUAAUGAAAAGCAAUCUUCUAAAAAACGGUAAAAUAAUAGCCAAAAAUCAGUUUAUACAUUUAUAUCACACGAGGAACACCAAGCUAUGUCAUUUGUUGAGGCUGAACAUGUAAUUUUAAAUAUUUUUAAGUUGAUUUAUUUUAGUUUGAUGAAGCCACAACAAAAACUUCCAGUUGGACAUUCACUCGCUGUUUUAAAGUUCACCAAACAACCAUCAAACUUGUCAAGAAAAUAGAGUUUAAAAGAAGUGUUUUUCCUUCGUGUUUUUUAAAGAUUUCCCCCACCCUCCUUCUCACGUCUUGAACUUUCUUGGCCAAUCACCUCUCUUCCCACAAACACUUUACCGCGGCUAUAAGAGCUCCCCAACUGCUUUCAACCUAACUCAAAGUUUCUCGGAAUCCUGGAUGAGCAGAUAUUUUCGCUUGGAACUGCAGUUCACUCUCAUGAGGGGAUAAACUUUAUUCGCACGCGCUUUCAGACCUGAGCGAGAUGCCCGAAGAAGCCGCGCGAGACUCCUCCAGCUCCCCGGUAUCUCCAGCGGACAGCCUCAGCAACAGCGACGGAGAGCACGACAGGCCACCGAAAAGGUGCGCGAGGAAAAGACGGUCGAGCAGGAAAAACGGGGAGGAUUCCGAUAGCUCGACCCUUGGGAAAAAGGGGAAGAAGUCCAGCAAUAGCAGCAGCAGUCCUCAGUCGUUUGAAGACCUGCAGACUCAGCGUGUGAUGGCGAACGUGCGCGAGCGACAGAGAACACAGUCGCUAAACGAUGCGUUUGCAUCGUUGCGCAAAAUCAUCCCCACCUUACCGUCCGAUAAACUGAGCAAAAUACAGACGCUCAAACUCGCCUCCAGGUACAUCGAUUUCCUCUGUCAGGUUUUACAGAGUGACGAGUUGGACUCCAAGAUGGCAAGCUGUAGUUAUGUUGCUCACGAGCGCUUGAGUUACGCGUUCUCGGUUUGGAGGAUGGAGGGCGCCUGGUCCAUGUCUGCAUCUCACUAGUGUGCAGGGAAACUUUUUGGAGUGCAAAUGGUGAAGUCCACGCACUGGCAAACACUCGUGGAGCAAGGCGUUUACACAGUUGUGGAUAUGCGCAUUUCUUCAGAUUCAUGGGGGAAAAAUGGCAAACGUUCAACAGAGGUCAUGGCUUUUAUCUCGAGAAGGCCACGGACAGAGGACUGUUGCACGUGCGCUGCAUAUGGACUUCUUCGCAAGUGUUAUUAUUGACGACGAAUGUUGGAAAGGUGUGCUUAUGCAUGAUUUUUUUAUAAUUUUAUAAAGACUCGGUCGUGCAUAGCUUUCUUUGAGAAAGUGAAAUUGCAUCACAAGGACUCAAAAAAUGGGAAAUUAAGCCUCUAGUUCGAAUCCUGUGUAAAAUAUAAAGUUUUAGUACAAGUCUAUUUAUUUAUUGAUGACACGACUAUUAAAAUGAAGGCAAAUGUAUUCUGUGUCGAAAUGCAUUCUUAUUUUUUGCUACUUUUGUACAUAAAUAUGUCUUUGUGUAAUAAAGAUGAAGAA
This is a messenger RNA of Triplophysa rosa, 1534 nucleotides long. It is a transcript of the gene twist1b, whose product is annotated as twist family bHLH transcription factor 1b. The record is from RefSeq and is a predicted model, not a curated record. The transcript has 2 exons. NCBI's taxonomy places the organism in Eukaryota, Metazoa, Chordata, Actinopteri, Cypriniformes, Nemacheilidae. Gene Ontology annotation, molecular function: protein dimerization activity; RNA polymerase II transcription regulatory region sequence-specific DNA binding; DNA-binding transcription factor activity, RNA polymerase II-specific. Gene Ontology annotation, biological process: developmental process; regulation of transcription by RNA polymerase II. Bases 509 to 1018 code for a protein of 169 amino acids.